Molecule: messenger RNA, 1347 nt
Organism: Nematostella vectensis (starlet sea anemone)
Lineage: Eukaryota; Metazoa; Cnidaria; Anthozoa; Actiniaria; Edwardsiidae
Exons: 2
Coding region: 620-1135 (171 amino acids)
Source: RefSeq, a predicted model, not a curated record
UUUCUCUCUCUCUCUCUCUCUCUCUUAUACUCGAAAGACCGAGUUAGGCGGACCAAAUCUUUGUCGGUAGGAACUAGCGUUACGCGGUCCACCCGAAAUACUAAUGGGAAAAUAAAAAUAUUUUAUAGCAAUACUGUCUUGGGACUGGGUUUAAAUAAUUUGCAGAAAAACUUCAAGAAAAGCAAAAUUUUAAAAUGUGAGUGAUUGCUCUACCGAGUUACGCGGGCCGAAACUCAUGUCGGUAAAUUACCGGCGUUACGCGGACCAGAGCUUCAAUUUAAAAUUUGCGUCAUAUCGACGUUUUACGCAUAGAAACGACUUGUCGGAUGUGUGUCAGAACAAUGUUACAUCAAUUUCUCUUCGAGUUCGUGUUAUGCAAAUCACUAGCGCCUCACUCUGAGCUGGGAACACGUGUUUCGUGGACCUGGUGAUCAACUAAAAAAUAAUAAUUCUCGCGGUAAUUUGCUCGCGAGAUUAAGAGUAACCCCCGUGUUUUUAUUCUCUUAUUCUAUCCUGCUGAUUUAUAGUUUGCCACUUCCUAUUCGUGGAUGUCUAUAGUGUUCGCGUGUAUAUACUCAAAGUGCAGGAUUGUAGUGAUAAGUUGGUGUAUACCCAAGAUAUGCGGACCAGGAGCUCACUCGAAUUUGGUGUCAACCCGAGUUAUGCGGACAGGGAGCUCACUCGAAUUUGGUGUCAACCCGAGUUAUGCGGGCCAGGAGCUCACUCGAAUUUGGUGUCAACCCGAGUUAUGCGGACCAUGAGCUCACUCGAAUUUGGUGUCAACCCGAGUUAUGCGGACCAGGAGCUCACUCGAAUUUGGUGUCAACCCGAGUUAUGCGGACCAGGAGCUCACCCGAAUUUGGUGUCAACCCGAGUUAUGCGGACCAGGAGCUCACUCGAAUUUGGUCUUAACCCGAGUUAUGCGGACCAGGAGCUCACCCGAAUUUGGUGUCAACCCGAGUUAUGCGGACCAGGAGCUCACUCGAAUUUGGUGUUAACCCGAGUUAUGCGGACCAGGAGCUCACCCGAUGUUGGUGUUUACCCGAGUUACGAGGACCGGGAGCUCACUCGACGUUGGUGUUUACCCGAGUUACGAGGACCAGGAGCUGAGAAAAUAGACCGCAUCUACAUUUGAAUGGAUGAAUGCUGUUUUGGCAGAAGGAGGUAAGAAAUGAGGACAUUUUCUCUAUACAUAUUUUACGAUUAUGCGCGAAUUUUACUAUCGUUAAGUUUAGUAUCCAGCUUUUGAAACGUAUGACCUUUUAUUUUGUCAAUCCAUCUCUGUCCCGAGUAACUAUCACCCAUCCUUCCCUCAACUAGAUUUCUUGAGAACAUAUAUCUCCCUUG